AACAGUCGCAAUUGCUGUUCAAUGCAAAUAAAGUCUGUUGGGAAGGUAUGGGGGUGAUACAGUUGUUUUGUCAACAAGAAUCAACUACUUUACAGUGAAGGAACUAAAGUUGGAAAGAAUGCGCAAGACCCGGCAACGCCGGUUGGAGCGUGUAGUAGACAAUCGCCAAACAAACAUUGCAUUGGUGUACUGUCGAUGUCGGAGUUUUGUGCUUUAAGAGGCAUCUUAUACGAGCGAUUUUGUGUUUAUUUUUAAAGUUACGUCUUUCGUAAACAAAAACCCCAUGUGGUUGGACAUUGACUAUAUUAAUAUUUUUCCCCUGUGAUGUUUGUGCAAUGAUUAUUACUUAAGGACUAGCCUAGGAAUGAAACGUAUGUUUUGAUACACAUCUUAAUACUUUGAAGGCCUGAAUGAAGGGCCGUAAAAGCAACCAUCGUACAUCAGGGCCCCGGCGACAGAAAGGGCGGCUCUGAUGACGAGUUUUCUCCCAGCCAUGAGGCUGGCCCUUAAAUGGGGCUAUGCCCCACCGUUUCUGACGCUAUGCGUCUGUAUCUUCUUUUUCUUGCCUAUUUUUUCUGGGGCUAAUGCACAUGCUGAACUUUGGAGGCCAAUGCGCGAAAGGGGAAUUUGCAAAAGUAUGGAUAUUCGAAACAGUUUGGAAAACUUCAAAGAUCUGGAAGGUUGCCAGGUAAUCGAAGGCAAUUUGCAGAUCCUGUUAUUUGAUAAUGUUAACGAGACGCAACUUGCCAUGAUUAGUUUUCCCGAAUUAAUUGAGAUCACUGACUAUUUGCUGCUGUUUCGUGUAAGUGGUCUUCGAAGUGUUGGUCAGUUAUUUCCCAACUUAGCUGUGAUCCGUGGCCAGCAACUUUUUUCUACCGGUAAGGCACUAGUCAUCUACGAAAUGCCUUCCCUGCAAGAAAUUGGUCUUUACUCGCUGACUAAAAUAAUGAGAGGCAUGGUACUUGUUGACUCCAAUCCGUCACUUUGUUUUGUGCAUAGUAUUGACUGGUCUAAAAUCGUAACAAUUGAUGAGUCGGAUACAAGUCAGCAAACGGCUUACUUGAAAAGCUUUAAGCCUGAAAACGAGUGCCCAGUCUGUCCUGCUUCAGUAAACGGAAUACCUUGCCCGAGAAGCGAGAAAAACAAUAAUAGGUUCCUUUGCUGGAAUACUGAACACUGCCAGAAAGUAUGUCCAGGUUGUGGAAAAAAUGCUUGCAAUGCUGACGGGCAAUGUUGUGACGAGCAUUGCGUGGGGGGCUGUGAUAAAAAUAUCACCAAAUGUCUAGCUUGUAAAGAUUAUGUUUUAAAUACUCAGGAUGGAGAUUCUUGUGUUCAAAAUUGUCCUAGGUCUCCAAAUAUUUUAACUUUUCUAGAAAGGAGAUGCGUGACACACAGCGAAUGUAUUAAGAUGGUACGACCCAUUGACUUCGAAGAUAUUGAUCCGGAUACUAGUGCACCAGUGGAGUAUCCUUACAAAGAACAUAACGGUUCAUGUGUUUUAUAUUGUCCCCCAAACUAUUCUGGAAACUACACUGAACAUUCUUGCAAGAAAUGUAAUGAAACCUGCCGGAAAGAAUGCCCAGGUGGAAAAAUUGAUAGUAUUAAUCUUGCAGCGGAGUUACGAGGUUGCACUCACAUAACUGGUUCAAUUGAAAUUCAAAUAAGAGGCGGACAUGAAGUAGUGAGGGUUUUGGAAGAAAACUUAGGAAUGAUCGAAGAGAUUGACGAUUACCUAAAAGUAGUGCGGUCUUUUUCUUUGGUCAGCUUAAACUUUCUUAAAAAUUUGAAGAGAAUCAAAGGAAAAAAACUAGAAUCAAAUAGCUAUAGCCUUAUUGUUCUUGAUAAUCAGAAUCUUCAAGAGCUCUUUGAUUGGAAUACUCAUAAAACCUUUAAGAUAGACAACGGAAAAUUAUUUUUUCAUUUCAACCCAAAGCUUUGUAUUGAAAAAAUCGAAGAACUUCGGUUAAAAGCUAACCUUCCGCCAUACAAAGAAAUGGAAGUUGCCAGUAAUUCAAAUGGUGAUAAAGUAGCUUGUAACGUAGAAAUACUUAAAGUAAAUAUAACCCAAAUCACAAGCAAAUCCGCUAGACUGGAAUGGAAACCAUUUGAAUUAGAUGAUGCAAGGAAACUUUUAAGUUACAUGGUAUAUAGUAUUGAAGCCCCACAACGUAAUGUAAGUUUCUAUGAUGGAAGAGAUGCUUGCGGACAAGACAACUGGCAUGUCGAGGACGUUGCUAACAACAUUGACGUGGAUCCCGUAGUUUUAGUAUUAAAAAACUUAAAACCUUUUACGCAAUACGCUUUCUUUGUUAAAACAUACACCAUUGCUACCGAAAAAAAUGGCGCUCAAAGUGAGAUCACCUAUUUCAAAACAAAAUCUUCCACACCAUCACAUCCAUCCAGUAUUCAUGUAAGCAAGGUGUUAAGUAAUAGUUUCGUAAUUUCAUGGACACCUCCUACUGCUAAAAACGGUAUUAUCUCUUAUUAUUUUGUAACUGGUGAGAAAAGUGAAACUAAUGAUAGACCUGAUAGAAACUAUUGUAUCAAUACUAUAAUUCCUGAGAGUACCAAAAGACCGGUCACGGAAAAGCCUAAAACACCCAUCCUUAAAUGUGAAGAUAAAAAAUUUACCAAAAAAGAUAUGCAAGAAGAGGAAGGAAGGAUAGAAUUUGAAGAUGCUCUUCAUAACAAAGUGUAUGUUAGACGAUUAGAUAAUGGAAGUCAAAAAAACAGAAUUCGGAGAGAAAUUACCAGACUGGUAGAUAAUACCACCAUGAACUCCUCUUUGACUUUUUAUACUACGACAGUUCCAAACUAUUUAAAUGGGGAAGAUACAGGCUUAAAUAGCUUUAGGAAAAUGGUUGAAGAAAAUAAAACUGAAGCUGACGGUAAAACGUGGCAUUCAUUCGCGUUUUUUGUUAAAGUUCCAUCCCAAUCAAUAGAGGUAAAAAAUUUACGACAUUUUACCCAAUAUAAAGUACAAGUAAGGGCUUGCAGCGAGAUAGAUGACGGAGAUGUUCCAUACACAGCGUGCAGUGAACCCAAUGAAGCUACUCCACAGACACUUGAGAAAAAGGGAGCAGAUAAUAUUUACAAUGUAUCCAUAUUGAAUACUACGUCUGAUAGCGUGACUGUACACUGGCUUCAACCACCAGAUCCUAAUAGGCUUAUUGUCAGCGUUACAAUUUGGUACAGAAAGGAAGGUUCUCAAAAUUCAAAAUACAUUGGGGAAUGUAUCUCUUAUAAGGACUUUAAAAAUUAUACUAAAGACAAUAAAAAUAUGGUGUAUACCAUCCCAAAUCUCUUUUCUGGAAAUUAUAGCUUGUACUUGAAGGCAUCAUCCCUUUAUGGAGUUGGAGAACCGUCUCCGACUUUAGUAUUCGACAUACCAGAAAGUGGCCAAAAUAUUGUUCUGGUUAUUUGUUUAAGCCUAUUUAUGGUGUUUACGUCAAUAAUUGGAUGUUCAUGGGUUUUCUAUAGAAAGAUUAUGCGUGAACGCUACCUAAUGCGCCUAAUUCCAGCGGUGAAUCCCGAUUAUCUACCAAGUGUCUACGUUGUCGACGAAUGGGAGGUACCCAAUAAAAAUGUCGAACUGAUCAAAGAGUUAGGCCAGGGUAGUUUUGGUAUGGUCUGGGAGGGGUUCGCACACGACUUAAAAGAUAUGCCAGGAGUCGUCAAAUGUGCUAUUAAGACCGCUAAUGAACAUUCAACGAGUAGAGAACGCAUUGAUUUUCUCAACGAGGCCUCUGUAAUGAAGGCGUUUAAUACAACUCAUGUGGUCAAGCUACUAGGCGUAGUUUCUCAACAUCAGCCUGCCUUGGUGAUCAUGGAGUUAAUGGUCAAUGGAGACCUUAAGACUUAUCUCAGAAAGCAUCGACCAGAAGAUGUUGGAGAUCGGGCACCUACUUUAAAACAAAUCCUCCGAAUGGCCGUGGAGAUCGCGGAUGGAAUGGCUUACUUGGAAGGAAAGAAAUUCGUUCACAGAGAUCUGGCUGCGCGUAAUUGUAUGGUAGCAGAAGACUUAACUGUCAAAAUAGGAGAUUUCGGAAUGACCAGAGAUAUUUAUGAGACUGAUUAUUAUCGUAAAGGAUCCAGGGGACUUUUGCCCGUCAGGUGGAUGUCCCCAGAAAGCCUCAAAGAUGGCGUCUUCUCCAGUAGUAGCGACGCAUGGAGCUACGGAGUCGUUUUGUGGGAAAUGGCGACUCUAGCCUCCCAACCGUACCAGGGACUCUCCAACGAACAAGUCUUAAGGUACAUCAUGGAGGGUGGUUUGAUGGAAAGGCCGGAGAACUGUCCGGAUAAGCUCUACGAGGUCAUGAGACUUUGUUGGGACUUAAAGCCUAAUAGGCGGCCUACAUUUAUGAUGCUAGUCGAGUUGCUCCUUCCAGAGCUCCUCAAUGACUCAUACGAACAUUUUUGUACCGUAUCGUUUUACCAUAGUGAGGAGGGCGCUGAAACAAGGGCCAUAAGGGCUGCAGCCGCCGCUCAGUUAUCGGCUAUGGGAGAUGGGAAUAAAAUUGUUAAGAACAGUACGUCCUUUCCAGCGGCCGAGGCAGACGAUGUGGAUGCGUCAACACCGUUAAACGCACUGCCGUCGGGCAUGCGCAUCCCGAACACUUACGCAAUGUCUGCCUCCGAUGGUUCGGAGGGCGUUCAAAGUGUUCGUUUGUAUCCUAACCCCAGAUUUUUCAGUAUAUCGGAGGAUCGACCCACCGUAAACGGCUACGUAAAUAAUACUAGGACACUCAUGAAAAAUGGGAAAGCACAAUCUCAACGAUAAAAGGUUGUAUAGCCCAUAACUUGAUAUGCCUGUCUAUGUUGUGGUCAAACCAUAUAAUAUGUUUUAUACCCGCGCUGGUCCUUAGUAACGAACCUCUCGGGCUUCGUUCUUCCAUGGUGUUGAUGUUUGUUAUUCGAUGGAUAUUUAUACAUAUUAUAUUUAAUAGUAUUAAACGUUGGUGUUUGUCAUUGUGUGGGCAGUAUUUAAUUGUCUUCCCGAUGGAACAAAAUCCAAUUCAAUUAUAAUAAGUUUCUUACUUAUUUUAAGACUUAAUUAAACCUGCAAUCGAAAGCAAGGGUGAUUGGAUGUUUGUCUUUUUUAUUCAGUAAAUUCUCUAUGAAAUUAUAUAUAGUUGGGUAUAGAAGUACCUUAAAGUAAAAUAUUUUACAUUUAAAAUUGUAUAUUAAGGAUAGAUAUGUCAAAUAAUAUUUUUUUACUGCAUAGCCCGAUAAUUUAAAGCAGAAUUAUAGUCGUUUUUGUUAUAGAAGUGGACAUGUUAUAUAUUCUUACCAAAUUUGUCAACAGAUUUAUCUCUAUCUGAUGAUGUAUAUUGCCGUCCAUUUUUAUAGCACACUAAUUUUACAGCGUUCCUCGUUCAUGGUAGUCAAGUUUUAAAUUAAAGCAUUAUUUUAAACUAAACAUUGAAGCAUAACAGAUUUUUUAUAUCAACUCUCAGAAAACAAGCGAAUUAAAAUAAGGAUUGUGAAUAUCUUAAGUAUUGGUGAUUUUUCAUUGCAACUCUUAUUAAAAAUUCAGACGAUAAACAAAGCAAGUGUCGGUUUUAAGACCAGCAACCCGAGCCACGCCCCGCGGCCUUUUUCAUUAAAGUUGCAUUGCAGAACAAAACUUAUAUUGAUCCAUCAUGAAAAAUUAAUUGUUGAUCGUUUUGCGAUAAGGUUAUAAUAAUAGGUUGCUGAAGCAAGGACUAAUUUCGAGAGCUUUGAUUGAUUUCGAUAGACAAAAGUGUAUAUUUAGCAAAUUUUUUCCCACGGGGUUUAGAAUUCUGUAUUUAUAGCAACAGAUAAUACUUAUUGUUGAAAAAAGUGACUCUCAUUUAAGUCUAUCAAAAUGUAAUUUUCUAGCUCUAACUUCAAUCAAACUUCUUAAACUUUGCGUUAUUAUGGAAAAAAUCAAAUUAAUUAAUAAAUUUAGACUUCUCUUAUAUAUAGGAAUUAUAGUUAUAUAUUCAUAACGUUCGCAAUAUUUAUCCUAUUAUUUUACAUUCAUGUGCAGGGCUUUUUAAUGUUCUGAAGUCAGGCGAGAUAUAAGCCAUUUUUUUCUGUCAAAGAAAAUAUUUUACUAGACCAAUUUUCACUCCAAAAACAUAUUAAUUUUUUAGCCUUACCAAAAUUCUAUGACUACUAUUAAUGAGAUUAAAUUUAAAUUUUUUUUCUUCAUCCGUGCAUGCUCUUUAAAAUUUUGUUUUAUCAUAUUUUAAUUUUGCACCCAACUUAAUCAAUAAAUGGAGUUUCUGCGGAGUUGUUGAUAUAAAAAAAAACUUCAAAUCUUAGUUUUACGAUUAUUUUAAUUUUAAGUCCAUUAACUUCAUUGUAAAUAGUUUUCUGUUAAUUCCAGUGCACCUAUGGCUACCGACCAUAAAAUCUAUGUUUUUAUCUGUAUUUUGCUCACUAAUGUUUGUAUUACAUUUAUGUAGUUUAGGUAAUUUAAUGGGCUGAUAGUUGUAUAUUUUAAUUAGUAAUUCUAUUUUACUCAAGGCUACAAGUUCUUUAACCAUAUGUGUACUGGGAAACAAUUAAAGUGAGAUUAAGCGACCCUUCAGAAGUGCUUAUCGGAUGUACGGUUUCCGUGAGGCCUAUGCAAUCAAACCUAAUAUAGCAUUGUGUUUGUUAAUCUUGAUUUUUUAUUGGUUGCAGCUGUAGGGAACGCUGUAAAAAAUAUUUAUUACGCAUACAUCCCUUUGCGGUGGUAAAUUAAUGUUAUCAAUGCAAAUGGAUGUUUCAACAUAGAUCCAGAUGGAGUCUGUAAAACCCCUCACAUAACAUAUAGUAAAAUAUAACAGUUCCUUAGUUUAGGCAAGUAUUGGUGCGAAUAUAAACCCUAGAUGUUUAUUAAUGCAAUAUUUUUUCUUAUGCAGUCGAAAUAUCAAUCUCAGGAAAAUACUCGAAAUUCAAGUUCCAAACCGAAUAUUAAAACAGUUUUUUACACAUGACAAUUUCAUUGUUAAAUAGGUCUAGUUUUAAGCACAUUUUUGUUUUUACCAAAGAUAUAUUUUGUUUAUAUAUCUUAACCUUAUCCUGCAUAUAACUUAUUUAGUGUCCAAAAAUACAGUAUUUAUUACAGAAUCUAGUAAAUUCCGAAAUGUUUUAAUAUAUUUGGUUCGUUUUGAACAUGCUUAACUCUCUUAAUAAAUAAUAUAUCUUGGUGACUGUUAGUUUAAGAUGGCUACCAUAUAGAAGAUACGCAAUUCUCGACGCUUAAAAAUAUCUCAGUUAUAUGCUAACCAAAGUUUGAUACUGGGUCUAAUUUCUAAGUUUCUUAAUUUUCAAAUACUUCAUAUUAUAGUUCUUUCACACUUUUGGUGCAACUCACAUUUCAACGAUUUUGGUGUACUUAGUAUUUAGUGUACGACGCAUAAUUGGGAGUUAUAUUUUUUUUGUAUGAAAGUAAAAA
Molecule: messenger RNA, 7411 nt
Organism: Anthonomus grandis grandis
Lineage: Eukaryota; Metazoa; Arthropoda; Insecta; Coleoptera; Curculionidae
Product: insulin-like receptor
Exons: 8
Coding region: 473-4780 (1435 amino acids)
Biological process (GO): glucose homeostasis; cell surface receptor protein tyrosine kinase signaling pathway; positive regulation of phosphatidylinositol 3-kinase/protein kinase B signal transduction
Cellular component (GO): axon; membrane; insulin receptor complex
Molecular function (GO): insulin receptor activity; ATP binding; insulin receptor substrate binding
Source: RefSeq, a predicted model, not a curated record